CGCUUGCAAAGAUGUCCAAGGUGCAAUCGCCAAUUCUAACGCCGCAGUUAACCCCGUCCGUCACGGGUUAUAUCAACACCAAGCUAUGGGACGAACGACCUGUCCGAUACGCUGCCAACGUUCUCAAGCACGUGUGCAUCUUCCUGCUGAUCCUUACAGCAUGUGAAGAAGUCACGAGCUUCGCCAUCGGCCAGUCGCUCAAGAACUUUUUCCAGAAGUUGGGCUGGUCGAACAAAGGCUCUACCUCCAUGAAGCUCACGUACGAUUCCUUCAGCCAGUUCAUGUGUAUCGUGGCUGGGUACAUCGCUGACGAACGUCUAGGCAAAUUCAAGACGCUGUUGUCGGCUGCCACGUUGGACUCGUUUGGUCUUCUCUUCCUUGUGAUCGCCGCUCUUCCAGUAGUCUUGGACAACCACCUCGGAGUUAGUAAGGCGAUCUUCAACAUCGGUCUCUUCCUCGGCGUCGCAGUCUCUCAGAUCUGUCUACGAUCACUUGUGAUCUCGUACGGAGGCGACCAGUUCUCCCCUGCCGCCCCACCUUCGGAGAAGGCGUUGUUCUUCAGCAUUCAGUACUGGGUUGCCAAUAUCGGAGCAUUUAUCGGCUACGCGGUGUUCCCGUCGGUGUCAAUCCACGGCUUUGGUGCGAUUCCAGCGGACUAUGGCUACGUCAGCGUCUACCUCGUAGGCUUCGCUAUGUUGGUGAUCUUCGUGGCGUUGCUUUGGUUUACUCGCAAACGCUACGUGAACGUACCUCCAACCAAACAGUCGGUUGCUCUAGUGAUCAAGAUAGUGCUCAAUCAUGCCAAAAAGAACUUCAACGCUCAGAUGGUCGUGUUUGGUACGAUCCUGUACAUUGCUGCGUUCCUGCUCAACAUCCUGGCGUCGAUCCUGUCCGACCAUGGUGAGGUGGGUCACAACAUAUCGUACGCUUGCGGUGUGAUGAUCGUCAUCGCUACGAUCCUUUGGGUUUACUUUGGUAAGAGCUCCGAGUUCAUGGAAUCCGCUAAAGAUACCGUCGGUGGCCGAUUCGACCCCGAGCUUGUGGACGGAGUGAAGCAAGUCAUUCGUAUUCUACCAUUCAACGCUUUCAAUGUGUUUUGGUGGGUUUGCCAGAACCAGCGCGGCAACAACCAGUCCAUCGUCCAGCAGACUGAUACUCGACUUGGUAGCGGCCCAUUCUCGUCUCAAAUGCCCGGCCCAACCGUUCAGAUGUUCAAUCCGAUUGGUGUCUUAAUCUUCGUUCCUUUAAUGGAGAAAGUCGUGUACCCAUUGUACGAGAAGCACGCUGGAAAGCCUGCAAGUCGGUACGGUAAGGUUCUUGCUGGUUACUGCACGGCCGUGGUGGCUAUGAUCUGGACGGGUUGUUACGAGAUCAUUCGUCGUAGUACUUCUCCGCUUACCUACGUCGACUCGAACGGUGUGACGCAGUUCAUGAUCAAUGAUGACGGUAACCAGGUGAUGAACGACAUUCCAUGGUGGACAGCUAUCCCACAGUACUUGCUCGUUGCGCUAGCUGGUGUGAUGAUUGCCAUCCCGUCCUAUGAUAUUAACUACUCAGAGGUGCCUCAGAGUAUGCGCAGUACGUCCAUCGCGCUUGGCUUCUUUGUGAACUCGAUGGGCAGCACGCUACUCUCUAUCAUUGUACUGCUCUUCGGUAAGUAUAUCCCAGCCGACCUGAACAACGGCCACAUCGAGUACAUGUUCUUCACUCUGGCGGCGGUUAUGGUCGUCAACAUCUUCUUCUACGUCAUUGUGAUGAACAAGAUGCAGCUGGGAAUGAUUCCGCGCGUGAAGAAGGCCGGUGAAAAAGAAGACGAGGAGGAAACUCGGCGUGCGGCUGUGUAAGUUUUCGGAGAUACUAUUAGUAUUUUCGGGUUGUUAUGUAAUGAAUCUCCCUUUAUUUCUGUGUACA
Phytophthora nicotianae INRA-310 is the source of this 1911-nucleotide messenger RNA. RefSeq lists its product as hypothetical. Gene Ontology annotation, cellular component: membrane. Lineage: Eukaryota; Oomycota; Peronosporomycetes; Peronosporales; Peronosporaceae. The record is from RefSeq and is a predicted model, not a curated record. Gene Ontology annotation, molecular function: transmembrane transporter activity. The transcript has a single exon. The coding region runs from base 12 to 1844 and encodes 610 amino acids. Gene Ontology annotation, biological process: transmembrane transport.